UACUUCUGCAUCCUAACAGAUGUUCUUCUUUUUAGCUUCUGUCAGGGUGAUAAUGAAGCUUCUAGCAUCAUUAGCAGUGGUGCUCCUCCUGGUGGCGGUGGAGAGCAUGGCGGCAAGAGGCACAUCCAGGAGGACGAAGAGGGAGCUGAUGAGCCCGCUGCACAUGGAGGGCAUCAGGGACCCGUUUGGGUCGUACUGCGAGCAGCGGGGUGGCUGCUGCCCGGGUCGUGAGGAUCAGUGUACGGUGCCCUACCUGGACACCAUCUGUUACUGUGACCUGUUCUGUAACCGCACCGUCUCCGACUGCUGCCCCGACUUCUGGGGCCACUGUCUGGGCAUCUCACCCCCUUUCAUUGGCACAUGUGAAAGAAACGGACACAAAUUCCUCUCAGGACAGACAUACAAAGAGAACUGCAACUUAUGCACGUGUGGAACAACUGGGCGUUGGGAGUGUGAGCAGCAUGCCUGUCUGAUAGAGAAUGAUAUGAUCCAGGCUGUCAACAGAGGAAACUUUGGCUGGCGGGCAGCAAACUACAGCCAGUUCUAUGGCAUGUCUCUGGACGAGGGCCUGAGGUAUCGCCUGGGGACACAGAGGCCCUCCAGGACCAUCAUGAGCAUGAACGAGAUGCAGCUGAGUCCCCGCAUGUUAACAAUCUUUCUACUGGGUGAUGGACAGGCCCAGUCCUGA
Messenger RNA from Salvelinus sp. IW2-2015, 688 nucleotides. RefSeq names its product tubulointerstitial nephritis antigen-like. NCBI's taxonomy places the organism in Eukaryota, Metazoa, Chordata, Actinopteri, Salmoniformes, Salmonidae. The record is from RefSeq and is a predicted model, not a curated record. Gene Ontology annotation, molecular function: peptidase inhibitor activity.